AUGCUAGAGCGACACGCUAACAAUGGAUGUUUAUGCGUGGAUCAAAACAAGGAAAUAAAGUGUGUUUUGUGUGAUACUAAAUGUCAAACAGCUGAAGAAUAUGAUAGUCAUUUGUUUGCUGUUCACUGUGAUCCCAGUACCCACUUUGUUUGCCCUGCAUUUAUACAACAAGGUCAUCUAAAGGAUCAUGAGCGAAUCCAUACAGGUGUCAAACCAUACAAGUGUACAUACUGUAACAAGGCAUUUAUACAACAAGGUGAUCUAAAGAAACAUGAACGAAUCCAUACAGGAGUCAAACCAUACAAGUGUACAUACUGUGAUAAGGCAUUUGCACGACAAGGUCAUCUAAAGGAUCAUGAGCGAAUCCAUACAGGUGUCAAACCAUACAAGUGUACAUACUGUAACAAGGCAUUUACAGGACAAGGUAAUCUAAAGAAACAUGAACGAAUCCAUACAGGAGUCAAACCAUACAAGUGUACAUACUGUAACAAGGCAUUUACUUGGCAGGUUACUCUAAAGCAACAUAUUUUAAGAUAUCAUAAAAAGUGA
Molecule: messenger RNA, 549 nt
Organism: Actinia tenebrosa (Australian red waratah sea anemone)
Lineage: Eukaryota; Metazoa; Cnidaria; Anthozoa; Actiniaria; Actiniidae
Product: zinc finger protein 431-like
Source: RefSeq, a predicted model, not a curated record